This is a messenger RNA of Microdochium trichocladiopsis, 844 nucleotides long. RefSeq lists its product as uncharacterized. NCBI's taxonomy places the organism in Eukaryota, Fungi, Ascomycota, Sordariomycetes, Xylariales, Microdochiaceae. Bases 107 to 631 code for a protein of 174 amino acids. The record is from RefSeq and is a predicted model, not a curated record. The transcript has a single exon.
GGGGGGAUUGCUCCAGGGCAAUGGUUCUUGAUUUUGCAUACAAGAGAAACAGGUCGUAAAACCAACGUGACAGUGUGGUGGCCGAUGCAGUGAUGGACGGGAUGAGAUGAAGGGGAGGAACAGGGAGGAGAAGAAAAGUACCGACCAGAGGCAGGACGGGUUUAUUAACGAGAAACUGGAGGGCAACUGGCAAUCAGCAAUGCUCGUGGGGGCAAAUAUGGACCAGGAGGGCAAUGGCGUAUAUAGUUUGACCAAGAGACGGGAGGCAGUGGGCACGUUCCGAGCUCGGUGGCCGCGAGAGCAGCAGAGGCGGCCGGCGGUGAGAUCGUCGUGGAAUGAGGAGGGCAGGGAUCCGGAAAUCUCCAGCUGGUCACACGAUGGAGGGUUUGAUUAUGCCAGCUGGACCGUGUUUCCAGGCCGCAUCCAUCGUGGGCGCAAGGCCAGGCGUGAUCCCAGCCAGGGAAGGGUGCGGCUCUGGCAGGAAAAACAAAAGUCAGGUUCGGCCAGAGGCCGAGAUUGUAUCGUACCUUUUUUCUGUCCCAAGGCUAGAAGCUCGCCGUCAAGCUUGCAAGCCGUCGCGCAGAUCUUUAUCGUCGGGUUGCGAGGGAGGAGAAGGUGCCUGGUGCACUGAACGGGUUUUGGAAAAACACAAACGAGGUUCGCAAUGCUGUAAGCUUACGGGCUGUGACGAUGAUACGACAGGCGAGAAUGGGAAGAAGGAGCAACGAGGCUAUGGUGAACACCGACGCCCAGAGCGCUUCCUUGAUGCCUUUUAAGUCAACAACAAACAGGCCGGUGGGACUUGCCAAUCCCCCGCGCUCGCGCUCAAAAGAUUUGCCUCUCC